Eucalyptus grandis is the source of this 3494-nucleotide messenger RNA. Its product is annotated as probable LRR receptor-like serine/threonine-protein kinase At1g06840. Bases 246 to 3098 code for a protein of 950 amino acids. Gene Ontology annotation, biological process: protein phosphorylation. The transcript is spliced from 21 exons. The record is from RefSeq and is a predicted model, not a curated record. Gene Ontology annotation, molecular function: protein binding; ATP binding; protein kinase activity. Lineage: Eukaryota; Viridiplantae; Streptophyta; Magnoliopsida; Myrtales; Myrtaceae.
UUUCACACGCACCCUCCAGAGGAAGAUGAAGAGCAAGUCCCCAAGUUUCUCUGCAUAAAAUAACCAGGAACUCGAUCACAAGUCACAAUCCGAGACAAUGCACUUCCACCGAACCCAUCCUCUGACCAGGCCCGACCGUCCUCACGUCAUCGCCGCCAUGGCGUCUACAAAGACGGCAUUUCCCACCCCUCCCCGCUCGCUUGACCUCACCCACCUCCAGCUCCCUUCCGGUCUCGGCGUCAGAGAUGGCGAGGGAACGGCGUCUGUUGCUUGGAGUGGCUGUUGCUUUAUCGGCAUGUUGGUUCGGUUUGCUCGCUUCGGCACAGCUCAUUCACCCGGCUGAAUUAAAUGCGCUGAAAGCAAUCCGGAAGUCUCUUGGCGAUCCAUUCAAAAAUCUCCGCGACUGGAAUAAGAACGAUCCCUGCACUUCCAACUGGACUGGGGUCAUCUGCUCGCAGCAAAAUGAUGGCUACCAGCACGUUCAAGAACUGCGGCUGCUAAAUAAGAAUCUGACAGGGACAUUAGCUCCGGAGCUUGGUGUACUCACCUAUGUGAUUUACUUGGAUUUUAUGUGGAACAACAUAAGUGGCAGCAUACCAAAGGAGAUCGGCAACAUGACUUCUUUGCACCUCCUGCUUCUAAGUGGAAACAAUAUAUCAGGUCCUCUACCAGAUGAGCUUGGAUUCCUCCCCAAUAUAACAAAAUUUCAGCUGGACCGUAACCAAGUAUCAGGACCACUGCCCAGAUCAUUUGCAAAUUUGCUAAAAGUUCAGCACUUUCACAUGAACAACAAUUCUAUCAGUGGUCAGAUUCCUCCUGAGCUCUCUAAACUACCGAUGCUUAAACACUUCCUUUUGGAUAACAACAACUUGUCCGGUUAUCUCCCACAAGAGCUCGCUAUGAUGCCAAAUCUGACGAUUCUCCAACUGGACAACAACAACUUUGAGGGGAAUGGUAUCCCAAGUAAUUAUUCAAACAUGCCUAAACUCGUGAAAUUGAGUUUGAGAAACUGCAAUUUGACAGGCGUUAUCCCUGAUUUCAGCACCAUCCCAAGUCUUCUUUACUUGGAUCUUAGCUCAAAUAACCUAACUGGAAGCAUACCCACGAAUAAGCUUUCUCCAAAUAUCACUACUAUUGAUCUCUCCAAUAAUCAGCUUAAUGGGACUAUUCCCUCAAACUUUUCUAGUUUUGUCAAGCUUCAAAAACUAUCUCUUCACAACAAUUACUUGUCCGGUGAUGUUCCAACCAAUAUAUGGCAGAAUAUCAAUUUCAAUGCAACAUCAACACUUAAAUUGGAGUUCCAAAACAAUGCACUUAGUAAUGUUGUGGGCAGUCUCAAUCCUCCUCCAAAUGUCACAAUUUGGCUUCAAGGGAAUCCAGUUUGCAGAAGACAAAACGAACUUAAUAUUGUCAACUACUGUGCAUCUGAAGGCAGCAGCGCUGAUGCUCCUGCCAAUUCUACGUACUCGAACAGCAGCAGCUGCCCAUAUCAACAUUGCCCUGAGUUGUACGAACAUCUGCCUGACUCCCCAGAUCCAUGCUACUGUGCUGCACCGCUUGGUGUUGGAGUGCGUUUACGCAGUCCUAGUAUAUUUGAUUUCCGCCCGUAUGCUGACCAGUUCAUAUCUUACGUGACCUCCGGUCUUGACUUGCAACCGUAUCAGCUCGUUGUUGACUCCUUCAUAUGGCGGAAAGGUCCCAGGCUCGAAAUGUUUCUAAAGUUUUAUCCUGUGAUUGGCAACUAUUCUGGUAUAUUCAAUGCAAGCGAGGUCCUACGGCUUAUGGACGAUAUCGCAAGAUUUACAAUUCCUGGGAAUGAUGUUUUCGGGCCCUAUGAUCUGCUAAAUUUUACUCUUGGACUUUAUCAGUCUGAUGUUAGUCUGCCGACAAGCUCGGGCAUGAGCAAGGGUGUUCUCGCUGCAAUUGUGCUUGGAUCCAUCUCUGCUGCAGGUGUCAUAUGCCUGGCCAUUGCGUUUCUGUUCUACAUAAGGCACCCUAGGAACCGGGAUCAAGGUUCAAGGACAAAGUCAGCUUCGAAAGUUCCCAUGAAAGUUGAAGGACUCAAAGCAAUUUCCUUUGCUGAUCUUGAGAAGGCAACUGGUAACUUCGAUAUGACUGCUCAGAUAGGACGAGGAGGCUACGGAAAAGUUUAUAAAGGUGUCCUAGGGGAUAGCACAGUGGUGGCAAUCAAACGUGCAGAGCAAAGAUCGCUGCAGGGCCAACAAGAGUUCUUUACUGAAAUAGAAUUCUUGUCACGGCUACACCAUCGCAACCUUGUUUCCUUAGUUGGGUACUGCGAUGAAGAAAAUGAGCAGAUGUUGGUAUAUGAAUUCAUGCCAAAUGGUUCCCUUCACAGUGCCUUAUCAGGUCCAUAUAGAAGCCCGUUGAGUUUUGCAGUCAGAUUGAGCAUUGCCUUGGGUUCAGCUAAGGGCAUUCUCUACCUUCAUACAGAAGCUGACCCUCCCAUCAUACACCGCGAUAUCAAAGCCAAUAAUAUAUUAUUAGACAGCAGACUCAAUGCAAAAGUCGCAGACUUUGGAAUCUCGAGACUUGCACCAUCACCAAAUACUGAUGGUUUUGUAACCGCUCACAUAUCCACAAACGUAAAGGGAACACCUGGCUACCUUGACCCAGAGUACUUCUUGACACACAAGUUAACCGAAAAGAGUGAUGUUUACAGCCUUGGGAUUGUAUUUUUGGAGCUGUUGACAAGGAUGCCGCCCAUAUCUCAUGGCAGAAACAUUGUCAGGGAGGUGCUACAAGCUUGUCAAUCUGGAUCGAUGUUCUCUAUCAUAGAUCGAAGCAUGGGCCCGUAUCCUUCUGAAUGUAUCAAGAAGUUUAUGGCAUUGGCCCUCAAGUGUUGCGAUGAUCAGACCAAGGCGCGACCAACAAUGUUGGAGGUGGUACGAGAAUUGGAGAAUAUAUCUUUCAUGCUACCGGAAACUGACGCUAUCACCACGGAAUCAGAACCUUCCAGUUCAGGAAUCGAGGAUUCUGCUCCUCAGCCUCUUUACCCCAGGAGAAGUCCAUAUACAUCCCUCGACUUGGUGGGAAGUGACCUUGUAAGUGGGGUGAUACCCACAAUCACGCCACGUUAAUGCACCGCUUCGCUUCAAUUAGGAUCAGUCGCAUCAUGUAAUGUCUUUCGGGGCUCCCAAGAGAGUUUUUCGAUGCAUGAAGAAACUCAGUGAAUCGACCGUGUAACGUGUGGCGUCUUUCCUUUCGGGUUCUGUGGUUAGGCCUCAAGUUGGAUCCAAGAACUUCGACAUGUCAGACAUUUCUCAAAAUUUCUAACAACUCAUGGAUGGUACAAAUCCAAGAGCCAGACUCUACGAUAUCUUUUCGCUUGCGAAUGCUCUGAGAUCGUACCCAGAAGAUGGUUCAGGCAUAAGCAUAUAUGCAAGGAGCUGUCGCAUACAUCAUGAACUUUUCAUAGAUUGGCUAUGUUCGUGAGAAAUUUGCUCAGCUUAAUCUUGAAUGCUUGUUGGUUGUCA